This is a messenger RNA of Cladophialophora yegresii CBS 114405, 1482 nucleotides long. RefSeq lists its product as uncharacterized. Bases 1 to 1482 code for a protein of 493 amino acids. The record is from RefSeq and is a predicted model, not a curated record. NCBI's taxonomy places the organism in Eukaryota, Fungi, Ascomycota, Eurotiomycetes, Chaetothyriales, Herpotrichiellaceae. The transcript is spliced from 2 exons. Gene Ontology annotation, molecular function: protein binding.
AUGCCCGCAACGGACUCGCCAGCGCUCAUUGUAGCCCGCUUCUUGAAAGCGAAUCACUACAACGAGACUCUCAAAGCAUUCCUCACCGAAGCAGGACUCACCGAAGAUGUGGUGACACUGAACCCAGGCGACUGGACGAUCGAAAAGAUUCUCGAGGAGAAGAAACAAUACGACGCCAGUCUCACGUAUGAAAAGAAAGGCAACGACGCCGAGGUUGGAUGGCCGGUACCGGCACCCUCAGCGGCAUUCGAGCCAGAAAACUUCCCAGUGACAUCCAACAUUCUAUGCGUGAGCGGUCACAGCCUGAACGGCGAAGCGUCCAUUUUUGUCACCGCCGCGGAUCGAACCUGGAGUCAAUUGUCGCCCAAGCCACCAUUUGAGUGGCGGCAAGGGUUUGGCAAUCCCCAUGGCAGUCCAAUUCUAUCGCUCCGUUCGUUGGAGGGAGGCUAUGUCUUUUCAACUUCCAUGUCCGGCCAGCUGAUGCUACAUGGCCGAGGCGGCGAAUUGAUCGACAAGGUCCGAGACCAUCUCAAGUACGCGGUCCAGGUGGUCGUUGGCCGCACGCAGCAGGGCAAAUGGAUUGUGGCGACAGCGGGUUGGGAUCAGAAGGUGCACAUCUACGCCCCUGAGUAUGAGUUGGCCGAGAACUUCCGGCCGAGUGAACACGCGACCUCUACUUCUUCGCUCAAUGAACCGAUCAUCCCAGGACUCCUCCGCGAUCCGAUUCACACCAUCUCCACGCCUACGGUUCCGGAAUCCAUGGUCCUCGUGCAACAUCCGGACACUCACGACUUGUAUCUCGUCGUCUCUAGACGAGACUCCACCUUCCUGUAUUACUACUGCAUCACGCCGACUUCGUCCGAAUCGUCUUCCUCGCGGAGCGGCGAAGCCACCUAUUCUGUCCAGGAGACGGGUAGACAGAACCUCGCGCCGCACUCGAACGCCUGGGUUGCCUUCACGCCAUCCUGCCUGGCUUCGUGUCCACCGGAUCCGACGCUUCUGGCCGUGGCGACAUCUCACCUACCACAUAUGAAACUCCUGAUCGUCCGUCUUCUCUUUCCUACGGGCUCCUACACGCCCAGCAACUCCUCCGCCACGGAGUUACAGUCCCAUACGCAGGCAGCCCAGGCACGCGCAGCCCUGGCCAUCCAGGACCGGGAGGAUGCAGCGAUCAAGUUGCACGUCACCACGAUGGCACCCCAGACGCCGUAUUCUAACCCGCAAGUUGUCUGGCGACCAGGCGGAAAGGGCGUAUUCGUAAAUGCAGACGAUGGCGUGAUCAGAGGGGUGGACACGCAGAGUGGAAAGGUUGUGGCCUUGCUCAGGGGCCACGAAGUUGGGAGUAAGGUUCGAACGCUGUGGGCUGGUGUUGAAGCUGCUGGAACAGCCGAUGGGAGUAAGAACGAUAAUAGCAGGGAGAUCUUGGUUAGUGGUGGAUUUGAUAAGAAGGUGUUCUUCUGGCGGGUCGAACAUGAGAAGUAG